Tyto alba (common barn owl) is the source of this 584-nucleotide messenger RNA. Its product is annotated as C-type natriuretic peptide 2-like. Gene Ontology annotation, molecular function: hormone activity; hormone receptor binding. NCBI's taxonomy places the organism in Eukaryota, Metazoa, Chordata, Aves, Strigiformes, Tytonidae. The coding region runs from base 1 to 372 and encodes 123 amino acids. The record is from RefSeq and is a predicted model, not a curated record. The transcript is spliced from 2 exons. Gene Ontology annotation, cellular component: extracellular region.
AUGCCGGGGCUUCAGUCGUGGCCUUGCUCGCUUUUCCUCCUCUUAGUUCUGCUCUCUGCCAGCGUUCAGACUGUGUCCCUACCAGGACAGAGGCUACAGAUGCUCCUUUCCCAGUUGCUGCCCCUGAAGCCUGAGUCCACGCUGGCUGAAGAGGACACGAAGGAGGGGUCCAGCUUUGGCCCCCCGUUGCUCUCCUCCACCCUCCCCUUCCUCCCAUCUGGGGCAAGAGCUGCCCGUCCCUCUCUCUGGCGCAAGACCCUCGCCAGCCGCAAGUGGGCACUGCCUGGGGAUUGGGCGUGGAAGGCCGUGCCCGGGGGCUGCUUUGGGCUGAAACUGGACCGGAUCGGGACCUUCAGUGGUUUGGGGUGUUAGCUUUGGAGGGGCCCCAAGGUGAGAGGGCCAGCAGGGAGGGCUCCAACAAGCGGGCAGGGGAAAAGUAAGGGGAGACCUGAGAGCGCGGAUGGCGUGGAGGACCCGGGGGGGGGGGGGGGGGGGAUGCAGCGGCGCGGGCUGUGGGGUCACCGGCUGCCCGCAGCCGGGGCAAAGGCUGGGACGCGGGACCACCCGUGCGACCGUGGGCCCGG